GUCGGCUUAUGGAGGAGUUUUUAACCUCCCAACUGUGCCUCUCUCACAUAUGAAAAGUCAAAUAUUACAGACACAAUUCUCCAAGUCUCAGUUUUCUGAACCAAUCUGCUUCUGUUAAGUUUCAAAAACUGCCAGCCUUGAAAAGACAAGAACAUCUAUUUUUAUAUCUUUUACUUAGUUAUCUUGGUAUAUCUCUAUUACUCAUCCUCAUAUGAAUCAAAAGAAUAUCCCGGAUUUUUUUUAUUGGGUUUGUUGUAAUUCUGUUGUUGAGUAGAAUAUUAAGAAGGUUGCAAGCAAUGAAAAGGGGAGAAAAGUUUAUCCAAUUUUCGUUUUCCAUAGGAGGAACCUUGUCCUAGAAACAAGGCCCUGUGCAUCCCUUACCUCUGCUCUUAUCACACACACACAAAGGUCUUAUAUAUUCCAAACCAAAUCAAUAGCUAAACACUUACCCUUUUGCUUAGGCCAGUCGAAACUAAGGUACAAACAUGGAUAUAGAACUCCCUGCUGCAACUGCCAAUGAAUCACAACAACAAAAGUUUGCUCUACCUGUGGAUUCUGAAAACAAGGCCACUGUGUUCAGAUUAUUUUCCUUAGCCAAUCCCCACAUGAGAGCUUUUCACCUAUCAUGGGUCUCUUUCUUUGCAUGCUUCGUGUCUAGCUUUGCUGCACCACCCCUUCUCCCCAUAAUCCGCGACAACCUCAACCUCACAGCCACUGACAUUGGAAACGCCGGCGUGGCGUCGGUCUCAGGAGCCGUCUUGGCAAGAAUUGCGAUGGGAACAGCCUGUGACUUGGUCGGACCGCGCCUGGCCUCUGCAUCAUUAAUUCUCCUCACAGCACCGUUUGUGUACUUCACAUCCAUCAUCAACUCUUCCACCUCUUACCUUCUAGUUCGGUUCUUCACCGGCUUCUCGCUGGCCACAUUUGUAUCUACCCAGUUCUGGAUGAGCUCCAUGUUCUCUGCUCCGGUGGUUGGUUCAGCCAACGGAUUCUCUGGUGGAUGGGGAAACCUUGGAGGAGGGGCUACCCAGCUCAUCAUGCCUCUAGUAUUCUCCCUCAUCCGCGACAUUGGCGCUUCCAAAUUCACUGCGUGGAGGAUCGCAUUCUUUGUCCCUGCCAUGUUCCAAAUGCUAACAGCAUUCUCCAUCCUCUUAUUUGGUCAGGACAUGCCCGAUGGGAACUUCCACCGCUUGAAGAAGUCAGGGGAAAAAGCCAAAGAUGAUUUCUCUAGAGUUUUGUUUCAUGGUGUUACUAACUAUAGGGGAUGGAUUCUAGGGUUGACUUAUGGAUACUGCUUUGGGGUGGAGUUGACCAUAGACAACAUCAUUGCUGAGUACUUCUAUGAUAGGUUUAAUCUCAAACUCCACACUGCUGGAAUCAUUGCUGCAAGCUUUGGCUUGGCUAACUUUUUUUCUAGGCCUGGUGGGGGUUAUAUAUCUGAUGUAAUGGCUAAGAGGUUUGGCAUGAGGGGAAGAUUGUGGGCUUUAUGGAUAUGCCAAACCUUGGCUGGUGUUUUCUGCAUAAUUCUUGGCCUGGUGGGAUCUUUAAGUGUAUCCAUUGUUGUUAUGAUCAUAUUCUCUGUGUUCGUCCAAGCCGCGUGUGGAAUGACCUUUGGGAUUGUUCCUUUUGUCUCAAGAAGGUCAUUAGGAGUUAUAUCUGGAAUGACAGGAGGAGGAGGCAACGUGGGAGCAGUUGUCACCCAACUAAUUUUCUUCAAAGGAUCCAGAUUUUCAAAAGAAAGAGGAAUCACUCUAAUGGGAGCCAUGAUCAUAAUAUGCAGCCUGCCAAUAUGCUUAAUCUACUUUCCCCAAUGGGGUGGCAUGUUCUCUGGUCCUUCAUCUAAAAAGGUCACAGAGGAAGAUUACUACUUGGCUGAGUGGAACUCAAAGGAGAAGGAGAAAGGCUCCCAUCAUGCAAGCUUGAAAUUUGCUGAUAAUAGCAGAAGUGAAAGAGGCAGAAAGCUGAAUGCUUCAACCGAGCUUACCGAGGAAAUCACACCCCCACAUGUUUGAUUGCUCCUCUUGAACUUCUUAAUGUUAACCCUUGUACCUUCACUUAAGCCUGCCCCUGAAGUUUGUGAUAUCAAAUCAAUGUGUGUUCAUAUGUUUGCUAUAUAAUGAAGCUUUCCUUGGGAAGUGAAAUGGUUCCAAGACUGUUUAAAUUUUCUGCUUUGAUAUCUCGUUAUUAUUCCCUA
This is a messenger RNA of Glycine soja, 2194 nucleotides long. Its product is annotated as high affinity nitrate transporter 2.5-like. The transcript has 2 exons. Gene Ontology annotation, molecular function: nitrate transmembrane transporter activity. The coding region runs from base 486 to 2012 and encodes 508 amino acids. Gene Ontology annotation, biological process: transmembrane transport. NCBI's taxonomy places the organism in Eukaryota, Viridiplantae, Streptophyta, Magnoliopsida, Fabales, Fabaceae. The record is from RefSeq and is a predicted model, not a curated record.